This is a messenger RNA of Cricetulus griseus (Chinese hamster), 1716 nucleotides long. NCBI's taxonomy places the organism in Eukaryota, Metazoa, Chordata, Mammalia, Rodentia, Cricetidae. The record is from RefSeq and is a predicted model, not a curated record.
CACAUAGUGUACAAACUGGGACAUACAGCUGCUCAGAUGUUGGUCAUUUCUUUGUGAUGAAAACACCGAACAUCCCUUCUAGCAAGCGCACAACUGCUCUAUAUGGCCACCCUCCCGUGAGGUGGGAGCUUUCUCAUCUUUGGCCCUUAAGGAGGUCUGAAGUCUGCCUGAAAGAUGUCAUCCCUCAAAGCCAUCUUCCAGUAUAUUGAUGAAAACCAGGACCGCUAUGUCAAGAAACUUGCAGAAUGGGUGGCCAUCCAGAGUGUGUCUGCCUGGCCCGAGAAGAGAGGAGAGAUCAGAAGGAUGAUGGAAGUAGCUGCUGCGGACAUCCAGAUGCUUGGGGGUUCCGUGGAGCUGGUGGAUAUUGGCAAGCAGAAGCUCCCAGAUGGCUCAGAGAUACCCCUUCCUCCCAUCCUGUUGGGUAAGCUGGGCAGCGACCCCCAGAAGAAAACAGUGUGCAUUUAUGGGCACCUGGACGUGCAGCCUGCGGCUCUGGAGGAUGGCUGGGACAGUGAGCCCUUCACCCUGGUGGAGCGGGAUGGCAAGUUGUAUGGGAGAGGCUCAACGGAUGAUAAGGGGCCAGUGGCCGGAUGGAUGAAUGCCUUGGAAGCCUAUCAGAAGACUGGCCAGGAGAUUCCUGUCAACCUGAGAUUCUGCCUGGAAGGCAUGGAGGAGUCUGGCUCCGAAGGCCUGGAUGAGUUAAUUUUUGCCCAGAAAGACAAGUUCUUCAAAGAUGUGGAUUAUGUCUGCAUUUCAGACAACUACUGGCUGGGGAAGAAUAAGCCAUGCAUCACGUACGGCCUCCGAGGCAUUUGUUACUUCUUUAUUGAGGUGGAAUGCAGUGACAAAGACCUCCAUUCUGGAGUGUAUGGUGGCUCAGUGCAUGAAGCCAUGACGGAUCUCAUUUCACUGAUGGGCUGUCUGAUAGACAAGAAGGGGAAAAUCCUCAUCCCUGGCAUCAACGAUGCCGUGGCUCCUGUGACAGAAGAGGAGUGCAAGCUCUAUGACCACAUUGACUUCAAUAUGGAAGAGUUCGCCAAGGAUGUGGGGGCUGAGACCCUUCUGCACAGCUGCAAGAAAGACAUCCUGAUGCACAGAUGGAGAUAUCCGUCCCUCUCCCUCCACGGAAUAGAAGGGGCCUUCUCCGGUUCAGGGGCCAAGACUGUGAUCCCCAGGAAAGUGGUUGGCAAGUUCUCCAUCAGACUCGUGCCCAACAUGACACCUGAAGUUGUUAGUGAGCAGGUUUCAAGCUACUUGUCAAAAAAGUUUGCUGAACUGCACAGCCCCAACAAGUUCAAGGUGUACAUGGGCCACGGUGGGAAGCCCUGGGUAUCUGACUUCAACCAUCCUCAUUACCAGGCUGGGAGAAGAGCCCUGAAAACAGUGUUUGGUGUUGAACCUGACUUGACCAGGGAAGGUGGCAGUAUUCCUGUGACCCUGACCUUUCAGGAGGCCACAGGCAAAAAUGUCAUGCUGUUACCAGUGGGGUCAGCAGAUGACGGUGCCCACUCCCAGAAUGAAAAGCUAAACAGGCACAACUACAUAGAAGGAACCAAGAUGCUGGCAGCAUACCUGUAUGAGGUGUCUCAGCUGAAGAACUGAGAACUCUCGUAUUCCAUAGAGUGCUGUGCCUGCCCGGAAACAACCUACCCUCUGCCCUCUUCCUUCCAGCUUUCUUAGGGAAGUGGAAGUUUCUUUUCCCUAUCUCCCUCAGGU